UUCUUAACACCUUAAAAGUACUCUGAGUGGAAAAAAUAUUCUUAAAUUUACUUUUAAACAUUUUCUGAGACAACUUUUAGUUAAGUCUUAAAUUUGACUUUGAGAAAAUUCUCAGAUGGAAUUCCCUUCGUAGUUAGGGGAAAGCCCGUCUAUAUUUAGCGCCACGUGUCAAAACAAGCAGACGUGCAUCUGUCAGUGUCAUCGUAAUGGAGUCCAGCAAACCCAAACGGAAACCUAACUGGACCGAAGACGAAACGUUAAGCUUAGUUCGUUUGGUGGACGAAAGGAAAGACAUAAUAAGAGGUAAAUUUGGAGCAGGCGUGACAAGCAAGAAGAAGAAGGAAGCAUGGUUGGCAGUCACCGAAGAAAUAAACGCCGCAUUCCCUUCCGUGCUACGAACAUCGGAAGACUGUGAGAAACGGUGGUAUAACGUCCAGUGUAGAUCACGAAAAGAAAUUUCUACGCAAAAGACACACAUGCAAGGCACAGGAGGCGGUCCCGUGAUGAACCUGAGUGGUAUUGCUGAAGCAGUUUACGAUGUUUUGGGGCAUUCCAAUGUUUCCAUAAGUGGGGUUGACGGUGGCCUUGAUUCGUCAUUGAUUCAGGUCAUUGAUUUAGGCACAAGUGUGGUGCCUCAGAGUUCAACCGUCACACCCUCCACCUCUUCCACCAUGAACCACCCACCAGCAACCGUCAUCUUGGAAUCAGUUCCCUGUGGGAUAGACGAUGAUGCAGACGAUAGGAUAACGAAAAGAAGAUAUAGACAAUUGAAAAUAGAUGUUCUAGAGUUGCAGAAACAAUAUUUAAUGUUGAAAAUUAAAAAAAUUAAAAAAAGUGAAGAAUAGAAACAUAUUAUAAAUUAUCACGAAAACAAUGAUUCUCUUUAAAUGUAUGGACGGGUACAGUUUUGCCAGGCGUUAGAAAAAUCUGCAUAUAAGCUAAACAAUUCAAUGUUUCAUUUUACUGUAUGGCGGCCACCUGUCUAUGACAGCCAUGUUGAGGUUCCCCAACGUAUUUUACUAUGUGUUUUAACUUUGUAUGUCAACCACCUGCUCAACGCGGCUACCGGUCACAAUUUUCGAACUAAAAGGCGAAAAUGAACCUGUUGUCGCGGCCAUAAAAAUGCAUUGUAAAGAAAUGGAUGCAGCAGUUACCGUGAUAAAUGUUGAAUUGAAAGCCGGUUCUCAGCCGGAAUAUCAGCGAUCAUGUUCACUUUAAAAAAACCCACCCACGAACAUAACAACAUGAGCGGUGCUAUAGGAUUACAAUAUGUAGCAACCGUUAUGUAUUUAUUUGAUUGGCUGUUUAUUAAGCAUUAGUGAUCUGUUGUGUCAGGUCACGUCAUGUCAAAGGUCAUAACUGUAAACACAAUAGGAUGAAUACAUUGCAGUAUCAUUUAGUCUCAUGCCGGCCACUUUUGUGGUUGCUUCUUUAAUAUAGAAAUUAACAUGUUAGAUGUUUGGUGUUGUUCGGUGUUCCAUGAAUUGUUCCAGGUUAGCUUUGAUAAGAAAAAAAAUCCUUUAAUCUUGUGACAAGUGCUGAAGACGGGUAACUGGCGGCAAUUAGUAGACCAGUGUAGUUAGUGGCGCAUGCUCGUAUUCGACAAUUAACAGGUGUUUUCACCUUGAGAUGUAAUCGGAGGUAAUCAUUAAAAGCAGUUGUUGAGUCUUGUUACCGAAAACAACGUGUCAGCUCUUGAGGUUAUUAUUAUUAAAUACUGUUGCUGUUUAUUUCUGACAUUUGUUUCUAAAAAUGGCACCUAAAAUUCGUAAGCCGAUCGCGUUAACGCUAGUACAGAGGGUAAGCGUAAAUUUGGAUGUACAGUGUAUUUGUUUAGUUUUUAUUAAAGAUUUCUAGCAUAACAAUAAAAUUGUAAAUUUUUGUUGACAUUUAUUCGGACCUGGAUAUGACGUCCAAUUUUGGCCGGCCCCACAAGUGGCCGUCAUAUUAAAAAACAUAUAUAUAUAUCAUAUUAUUUUACUCUGAUUAAGUACCAUGGAAGUGAAUGUUGGUGAACUGAAGACGAUGUCGCAGGCCAUGUCCUUGUGGAUUGGGUGCUCCUGCGGCUUCCGUUUCUUCGUCUCCCUCCUCUUCAUCAUCGUCAGGGUAAUCACCAGCUUCAUCUGGUGGCAUCUGGAUGUUACGGGCUUUACAAAUGUUAUGUAGAACCGAGCAUGCGAGAAUUACUUUGCAAGUCUUGGCAGGUGUUAAGCGGAUUUCUCCAUGGAGAACAUGGAAUCGCCUCUUCAUCUGGCCAAUUCCUCGUUCCACCACACUUCUGGUUCUUUUGUGUGCCCUACAAAUGCAUGACAUUGAUACAUUUAAUUACUCGUUCAGUAUAAUUUAUUGAGCAUCUUUUUAAAAGUAAAAUAUAUAAGCAAAGGUUGAUUUUGUAUGCAAUGAUUUCUGCCAAGUGAAUAAAAUGUGUCAGAUGCAUUU
Molecule: messenger RNA, 2439 nt
Organism: Gigantopelta aegis
Lineage: Eukaryota; Metazoa; Mollusca; Gastropoda; Neomphalida; Peltospiridae
Exons: 3
Coding region: 207-845 (212 amino acids)
Cellular component (GO): nucleus
Source: RefSeq, a predicted model, not a curated record